AUGAGGCAGGUGCGUUGUGCUUGUGUGCGUUUCUGGACGCGGGAACAGGGCAGUACAUUCAAAAGAAGCGGAAAGUCAAUCGUUGAUCGAGAAAAGAAGAGACAACCUUGA
Messenger RNA from Colletotrichum costaricense, 111 nucleotides. RefSeq lists its product as uncharacterized. Bases 1 to 111 code for a protein of 36 amino acids. The record is from RefSeq and is a predicted model, not a curated record. The transcript has a single exon. Lineage: Eukaryota; Fungi; Ascomycota; Sordariomycetes; Glomerellales; Glomerellaceae.